Molecule: messenger RNA, 2241 nt
Organism: Hyphopichia burtonii NRRL Y-1933
Lineage: Eukaryota; Fungi; Ascomycota; Pichiomycetes; Serinales; Debaryomycetaceae
Gene: UTP4
Product: Utp4p
Exons: 1
Coding region: 1-2241 (746 amino acids)
Biological process (GO): maturation of SSU-rRNA from tricistronic rRNA transcript (SSU-rRNA, 5.8S rRNA, LSU-rRNA)
Cellular component (GO): 90S preribosome; small-subunit processome; t-UTP complex
Molecular function (GO): RNA binding; protein binding
Source: RefSeq, a predicted model, not a curated record
AUGGAUAUCCAUCGUUGUCGUUUCGUGGAUUAUACUCCUCAUACUAUAACAGCUAGUGCAUUUUCCCUUCCAUCUUCUACAUUGCCUCUUAAGCCAUCGUCAUCCAAUAAAUUGCGUUUGGCAGUAGGAAGAAGUAAUGGUGAUAUCGAGAUUUGGAACCCUAAAUUUAAUUGGAUUCAUGAACUUACAUUACCAGGUUCUAAAGGCCGUUCUAUCGAAGGUUUAGUUUGGGCCACAGCUGAAGGUGAGCCUCCAAGACUUUUCUCCAUUGGUGGUUCCACUUAUAUAACAGAAUGGGAUUUAUCAACCGGUAGACCAAAAACUAAUUACGAUUGUAAUGCAGGGGUUAUUUGGUCGAUUGAUGUAAAUGAUAAAGGUGACAAAUUAGCUGUUGGAUGUGAUGAUGGUUCAGUUGUUGUAGUAGAUAUCUCAGGGGGGUUUGGAUACUUAGAACAUGGAAUGAUUUGUCAAAGACAAGACCUGAGGGUUCUUAGUAUAAAAUGGUUUGAGUCCAAAAUGUUAGUUGGUGGUUGUUCAGACGCUAGAAUUAGAAUUUGGUCAGCUGACGAAGAAAAUAAAGGAAGACUUUUAAGUAAUAUGAGAGUUGACAAAUCAAAAGCCGAAAGUACUUUAGUCUGGUCAGUUAUGGUAUUAAGUAAAAAAAGACAAAUAGUUAGUGGUGAUUCAACAGGUUCAGUCAAAUUUUGGGAUUUAGAUAAUUUUUCCUUAUUACAGACUUUCAAAAUUCACGAUGCUGAUGUUUUAUGUUUGAAUAAAGAUGUUAACGAAGAGAAAAUAUUCAGUGCAGGUGUCGAUAGAAAAAUACAUCAAUUCGAAUUAACUAUUAGUAAUAAAAGUAAAGUAUCUAAAUGGAUUCAUUGUUUCAAUAGAUUAUUACACUCAAACGAUGUUAGAACAAUGUCUAUUUUCGAAAGUAAAAACUACAACUUUUUAGUAAGUGGAGGAGUUGAAAGAUCUAUUGUGAUUCAAUCAGUCUCCGGUUUCCAAGAUGGUAAAUACAAGAAAUUAGCCAUUAAUCAACAACAAUCAAACAUAGUCGUCAAUUCGAAUUUGAAGUUAAUUAUAAUGUGGCAAGACCAAACGAUAAAAAUAUGGAGGGUAUUAGAAUCAAAUUCUGAUUCCGAAUUUGAUACUUCCUUUAAUACAAAAAAUCAUGUUUUAAUUGCAAAGUUGACCUUGUCAGAUGAAGAAAAUAUAACUAAUGUCAGCAUAAACGAAGAUGCUAGUUUAUUAGCUGUUUCAAGGAUUAAUAAUGUUAAAUUUUUCAAAUUAUCAUUAAUCCCCAAAAGUACAAAAUUAAAAAUUAAUAAAAUUAGGGAUGAUCAAUUUGAUUCUAUAAUGGAAGGGGGUAAGAAAGUCUUUUUUUACGAUAAUAACAAAGCUCUUAUUUUAUCAGCUUCUGACGAAUUAUAUAAAUUCACAAUAGAUACUGAGGAGCAUAAAAUUGAAUUAAUUGAUGAAAUCGAUACCUUAAUUGACGAAUCGAACAAAUCGUUCACAUCUUUAGGCCAUUUAAAUAGUAUAAAAGAUAUCACUAUCGAUAAAGACAGUUCAAGAAUAGCAUUAUCAAGAUUCAACGGUACAAUUGAAAUUUUACCAUUAAACUCGAAUAUUCAACCAUAUAUUUUAACACGUUUAUCAUCAUCACCACAAUUAAUGAAAUUUACCGAAAGACAAACUUUAAUUGUUAUCACUGAAGACACUCAAGUUUUGGAAUAUAAUGCAUCUAAAGAAAAGCAGGAUCUUAGUCUAUUAACCCAAUGGUCAAAGACCAAUAGUGAAUUCUUACCAAAUCAAUUCACUUCAUUAGAUGAAAAACCUCAAGGAUUAUUUUUACAAGAAGAUAAAUUAUGGCUUUAUGGAUCUAGUUGGUUAUCUUUCUUUGACUUAUCAAUAGAUAUUCCAACUACCAUGAGUAAUAACCAGCACAAGAAUAAGAAAAGAGGUAGAGAUGGUUUAAGUAUUGAUACCUAUGAUGAAACAAAAGAAGAAGACGAAGAUUUAGAAGAAGAUCAAAUGGAUCUGAUUGAAGGAAAUCAAAGACUCACCAAAAAGCUUCAAACUGGUAAAGAUGGUAAAAAACCAUUUUGGAUAACUACAAAAUAUAGACCAAUAUUAAAAGUCGACAUCUUCGGUAAUAAUGAAAUAGCUGUUAUCGAAAGGGACUCAUUUACUUUGCCAACUGCUCCAACAUUUGACGUUCAUAAAGUUAAAGUAUAA